CUUUGAGUUGUGGUCCAGUCGCUGAAGAGGGAUGUGGUAUAAUGGGGCUUGGGUUGGACCGGGUUGCUUCAUAAUCAUCCAAGACUUGAUCAGAGAAGGUGCUGGUCCAUAGUCAUGAUAGUGCAGGAACUUCUAUCAGGGCAACAUCACCGCAUACUCUUGAGUGAUCAACACCAACAGCAGUAUACUACCUUGGAAUAGGACAGAGUUCAGAAAGUGAUUUAUAAUAAAAACUCACUUCUCGAUAUAUAUUUCGUUUGUUUCUGCUUAGGAAGAGCGUCUGGUACCAGAAUGUUCCCAGUUUGUGAAGAUGAUGCGGCACGGUGUGUCACGGCCGCUGAGUUCUUUGGAGAUAUGAUGAAUCUAAGCAGGGACGUUAAAGGGCGUUUACCCAACUACCAUCCCCCCGACUCAACCAGUACAACCUCGCACACGGCGUCGCAUCACCACCACCACUGCGACGCGGCCAGUGACCACGUGACUUCUGACCACCACGGAGCAGGCGCCACGAACGAGGAAGACAUGAACGCACUGAGGCACAGGCGGCGCCGCAGUCGUACUAUAUACACACGGCUGCAGCUAGAGAGCCUGGAACAGGUUUUCAGUAAGAACAAAUACCCAGAUAUUAAUUCGAGAGAAGCGCUAGCUGAUGCCAUCGAUCUAACCGAAGCCAGAGUUCAGGUAUGGUUCCAAAAUCGUCGGGCACGGGAAAGACGGCAAGAACGUUCAGGGAAGAGCUCUCCAGAUAGUCGUCAAAGUCCGACCUACCAUCAACAAGCAUCUGACUUCAGGAGCGAUAACCAAUAUUACCACGAGGUCAUCGGCGAGGCCGCUGGUCGUUUGAUGAACAAGGCCGAUGGCAGUCCAAGAAUCAAGCAAGAACCCGAUGGUAGCUCUGGCGUGAAAACGUCCAAGGUUUCCCCUCUUAUGUCCAUUGAGUUCUUAUCAAAGAGUAGCCGCGAUGAAGCUGACUCCUCCGCAAAGUCUCUCCAUCAAGAUUACAACCAGAAACAGAAGCAACAACUAAAACACCUCUGUUCUUUUCAAUCAUCACCGGAUCUUUACGCCAGGUCCACUCUUCAUGCCAACGUCAGAGACAUUUCUGCUUCAGGACACAGCCCGAUGACAAGGCAUCAUUCCCCGUCUGUACAUGUUGACGUUGCGGACGUCGACGGUGACUACCAGAAACUGUCAUCACACCCUUACUACCCGACCACCGAGACUUCUAUGAAGUAUGCUUACUAUCUUGGAGUUCCUCUUGUAUCUUUCCAACCGAUGAAUUAUUGCAAAGACGCCCACUAAUAAUAAAAUGCACUCUGGGAAAUAACAGAGCAAAGAAAUUGACUUUACUGUGGAUGAUAGAGGCAAACUUUCCAUUUCAACUCUACACAAAGGCUUGCAUCAGCAAGCACAAUUGAUACCUUUAGAUUUAAUAUUAUAUACAACUUUGUCAACCUUAAAAUUUAUACGAAUUAUGACAACUAUACCACCUUUAAUUAUGCUUUGUUAUAAUAAAUCAAAAUAAUUGGGGAGGAAAUAGGCAUAAACUAUUAACAAAUAAUGCUUUAUUACUGAUGUUUCAUAAUUUGUUCACCUAAUAAUUUUUUGGUCUUUCUGUUGAAGGUCAAGUCCACCCCAAUAAAAUAUUAUUUUAAUUGAAUAAAAAGAGAAAAUAGAACAAUAAGCUUGACACUCUAAAGUUUCAUCUAAAUCUGAGAGCCAAAAAUAAAUUUUCGCUUAAUUUCAUAAAACAAGUAUCUGGACAUCCUGAUCGAUAUGACAUCGCCAUCACUAUAUCUUUUGUAUUUAUUGUAUGCUUUUAAAAUCUUAUUGGGGUGGAAUUGACCUUUAAGGGGAAAAACAACAAUCACCGGUAGCUAUGACAAUAACACUGCAUGUGUUGAUAAUUUCGCUCUUAGAAUCAUUUGUUUUAAGCGCUUGACAAAAUUAUUAUCAUUAUAAAUGGUAUGAAAACGAAAAUCAGACUCAAUUUUGAUUUGAUUGAUUUUCCAUCAUAAUUGUGUUUAUCUAACUUGAUAGGAUUUCGCCCUUGUCUAUUUUAUAAGAGCCUUACGGACAAGGGGUUCUUGAGGGUUGCACGACACACCUCUAGGAAAGUAAAUAGCACCCCACCCCGGGCAAAUGUCGAUUUUUUAGUUAAUAUAGGCCUAACUUUUUUAUCUUCUCUGUUUGUGCUUAAUAUCAUUCGUAUAAGGAGGUAAAUAUCGACCUAUUCUUUCUUUCUUUUUUGCUUUGAUUUUUUUUGUCAAUGGGAGUUCCCUCUCAAGAAUGAUGAUAGUACGUGUUCGUAUCGGUAUCUUUCACUUCAAUUAUUUGACGCUGCCUUGCCGGCAUGACAUUCUACUUGCCUUGAUCUUAUUAUAUUGUAAAUAAGAUGUGUGGUAUAAAAUGAUACUACCUCAUAUUUAUCUGAAAUAUUUAUUAAGAUAUUUGUCUCGUGAUGAAAUUUGAAUUUGUAAUAUUUGUAUUUCUCAAUAAUUUCCUUUGCAAUUAUCAAAUAAAUGUUGAAAACUA
Lytechinus variegatus (green sea urchin) is the source of this 2535-nucleotide messenger RNA. RefSeq names its product diencephalon/mesencephalon homeobox protein 1-A-like. The coding region runs from base 292 to 1302 and encodes 336 amino acids. The record is from RefSeq and is a predicted model, not a curated record. Lineage: Eukaryota; Metazoa; Echinodermata; Echinoidea; Temnopleuroida; Toxopneustidae. Gene Ontology annotation, molecular function: DNA-binding transcription factor activity, RNA polymerase II-specific; RNA polymerase II transcription regulatory region sequence-specific DNA binding. The transcript is spliced from 4 exons. Gene Ontology annotation, biological process: regulation of transcription by RNA polymerase II.